CACUUAAAAGAUUCGUUCAAAAUGAACGAUUCGUUCACGAACGAAACAUCACUAGUGUUUUCGCUGUUGGUGCUUGACCAAAGUCUUGUAGUUAGCACACUUUGUCUGCGUUGUGUUGUGUAGUGUGCGUGCUGCUACAACAAGAAGAUGACGGAUGACAAGAAACCUAGUUGUGUAGUGUAAGCGCCAUAGAAAUUCAAGUUGUCUCACAGUCCCGUAGUGUCAGCUCGGCUUUAGGGUAAGGGUGUAGGUUGGGUAAAGGUUUCGUAAGACUUGAAACACCAAGGAUUAAAAAACCAACAAGCCACGCCCACGGAUCUGACUCGCAUACCAAUGAUAACAGUCACGUAUUUUGGCUAGCUGGGUUUAGUCAGUGGGAGAACGCGUCUUGUUAAUAUAUCUCAAAAUACUCUUGCUCUAUACAAAUAUGCUAUAUGGAUAAGGAGUUUUUAAAUAUACCGAUAUGUAGACCUGUCUGUACUUUUCAUAUUUGGCUACUUAUGAAAAUAUAGAGACUUUUGAGGGUUCUGGAGAUUUUCAUAGGAAAAUGCAACACUGAGUAGAUACCGAAAGUGAAACCAUCGUCAUUUCAGAGAGUCAGACUGUUGUCAAAACAAACGAAACUUCACGGCCUCAGGACAGGAUCUCAUUAUGGAGAAUGGAGAGAGGAUUGCUUCUGAAAUGAAACUGAAAAGAAAGAGUCAGAAAACAUCCUCAGCAUCUCCUGAACCCAGUGUUGUGUCUCUGAAGAGUAACGACUCCAUGCAUCUCCCGCCUAAACUCAGUGAUGGAUCAGUAACAUCUCACUCUCUAUUGGAUAGUCAGAGAGGAGCUCAUAAAGAACCCAGUGUUGUGUCUCUGAACAGUAACGACUCCAUGCAUCUCCCACCUAAACUCAGUGAUGGAUCAGAAACAUCUCACUCUCUAUCAAACAUUAGAUGUAAACAUGAUAUGACUCCAGGUGUGCAGCAGGAUGCUUGUCAUGAAUCAGUGGAUGAUGUUCUGCAGAGACUCAAAAUUAAACACAAAAGCAACAUGAAGAACAAGUAUGAGAGUUUAUUCGAGGGAAUCAAAGCGCAAGAGACUCAAACCCUCCUGAAGAGAAUCUACACACAGCUGUACAUCACAGAGGGAGAGAGUGAAGGAGUGAAUGAAGAACAUGAGGUUUUACACAUGGAGAGAAAGCCCAGAAGAACACAACAAGACACUCCAAUCUACUGCAAUGACAUCUUUACACCUCAAUCACAUCAAAGACACAAAAUCAAGAGCGUUCUUACUAAAGGCAUCGCUGGAAUUGGAAAAACAGUCUCUGUGCACAAGUUCAUUCUGGAUUGGGCCGAGGGAACAGCCAAUCAGGACGUAGAUUUCAUGUUCCUGCUUCCGUUUCGAGAGCUGAACUUGAUUGGAGAGCAUCGCUACAGUCUUCACAAACUUCUGCUGGACUUUCAUCCUGAACUUCAAGAUGUGGACUCGCAGAUUUAUGAGGAGUGUAAAGUUGUGUUCAUCUUUGAUGGUCUGGAUGAAAGCAGAAUGACACGGAUGUUUUCAGACCACAGUGAGAAAGUUUCUGAUGUGACGGACGCUUCAUCUGUGGCCGUGUUGAUGUCAAACCUCAUGAAAGGAGAUCUGCUUCCCUCCGCUCUCAUCUGGAUCACCUCCAGACCAGCAGCAGCCAAUCAGAUCCCCUCCAAAUACAUCACGCGUGUGACAGAAAUCCAGGGAUUCGACGACGCUCAGAAGGAGGAAUAUUUCAGGAAGAGAAUCAGCGAUGAACAUCAAGCCAGCAGAAUCAUAUCCCACAUUAGAAGAGCGAGAAGCCUCCACAUCAUGUGUCACAUACCGGUCUUCUGUUGGAUCUCCUCCACUGUGCUUCAGAAGAUCCUGACACAAGAUCACAGUGGAGAAAUCCCCAAAACUCUGAGUGAAAUGUACAUCCACUUCCUGCUGAUUCAGAUGAAGAUGAAGAAUGAGAAGUAUGAUCCAGAGAGAGAUCCAGAGAUCAACAGAGAAGUGAUCGUGAAGCUGUCUGAAGUGGCUUUCAAACAGCUGAUGAAGGGCAAUGUGAUGUUCUAUGAGGAGGAUCUGAGAGAGUGUGGGAUAGACAUCACUGACGCCUCGCUGUAUUCUGGCAUCUGUACUGAGAUCUUUAAGGAGGAAUCUGUCAUUCAUCAGAGGAAGAUCUACAGCUUCAUACAUCUCAGUCUUCAGGAGUUUCUCGCUGCGCUCUAUGUGUUUUACUGCCAUUUAAUGAACAAGAACACUGAAGAACUGCAGAUGAUCCUGGGGAGGACAUAUGACUAUUAUAAGCACAGGUCUGGGGAUUACUCCCUUUGUCAGCUACUAGAAUCAGCAGUAGAUAAAUCUCUUGAGAGUGAGAACGGUCAUCUGGAUCUUUUCUUGAGGUUUCUGCUGGGCAUCUCGCUGGAGUCCAAUCAGAGACUCUUACAGGAUCUACUGACACACACCCACAACAGCUCAGAGGACAUCAACACAAUCACACAGUACAUUAAAAAUAAAAUCAAGAAUUUUGAUUAUCUCUCAGCCGACAGAUCCAUCAAUCUGUUUCUCUGUAUGUUUGAAGUGAAUGAUCAGACUCUGUACAGAGAGAUUGAGGAGUUUGUGAGAUCAGACAAACACUCAGAGAAAAAACUCUCUGUUGCUCACUGUUCAGCAAUAGCCUACAUGCUUCAGAUGUCAGAGGAGGUGAUGGAUGAGUUUGAUCUGAAGAAAUACAACACAACACAGGAGGGCAGAAGAAGACUCAUACCAGCUGUCAACAACUGCACAAGAGCUCUUCUACAGAACUCUAAUCUGACUGUUGAGUGCUGUGAAAGUUUAUCUUCAUGUCUACAAUCAUCAAACUGUCUGAGAGAGCUGGACCUGAGUAACAAUAAUCUGAAGGAUUCAGGAGUGAAGCUGAUCUCUGAUGCUCUUACGAGUAACAACUGUCAACUAAAUAUACUGAGAUUGUCAAGUUGUCAUCUGACUGGUGAGUGUUGUGAAAGUUUAUCUUCAUGUCUACAAUCAUCAAACUCUCUGAGAGAGCUGGACCUGAGUAACAAUGAUCUGAAGGAUUCAGGAGUGAAGCUGCUCUCUGAUGCUCUCAAGUCUCACAACUGUCAACUACACACACUGAGGUUACCAGGUUGUAUGGUGACAGAUGAAGGUUGUUGUUAUUUGGCUUCAGCUCUGAGUUCAAACCCAUCACACCUGAGAGAGCUGGAUCUGAGCUACAAUCACCCACAACACUCAGCACUUCAGCUGCUCUCUGAUAGACUCAAUGAUCCAAACUACACACUCAACACACUCAAUGUGGAUCAUGGAGGAGUGAGAAGAAUAACAACAGGACUACACAAGUAUGACUGUGAUCUCACACUGGAUCCAAACACAACAAACACGCAACUCACAUUGUCUGAGGCGAACAGGAAGAUCACACGUGUGUUUGAGACUCAGUCGUAUCCUGAUCAUCCAGACAGAUUUGAAAAUGAACCUCAGGUUUUGUGUGGAGAGAGUCUGACUGGACGCUGUUACUGGGAGGCUGAAUGGAGCGGAUCAGGUGUUUAUAUAUCAGUGUCAUAUAAAAGCAUCAACAGGAAAGGAAAGAGACAAGAUAGUUUAUUUGGAUUCAAUGUAAAAUCAUGGAGUCUAAUCUGCACUGACAACAGAAUCACUGCAUGGCACAAUAAUAAUGAAACAGUUAUUCGUGGCUCUUCACGUGGCUGUAAUAGAGUAGGAGUAUAUGUGGACUGGUCGGCCGGCACUCUGUCCUUCUACAGCGUCUCUGACACACACACACUCACACACUUACACACAUUCAACACAACAUUCACUGAGCCUCUUUAUGCUGGAUUUAUGAUUUAUUAUAACUCCUCAGUGUAUCUGUGUAAAACACACACUGAGUGAGGGAGGGGGAGGGGGAGGGGAGGGAGGGAGAUACACUACAGAUGCGUUUCUGUUGUUUAACACAGAUGAAGUUAGUGUUUAGAAAAGAGUUUAAUAUGUAUAAGCGCAGGGUAGGCUAUCAGUCUCAUGUUAACAGUUCAUCUGCUGAGCAGCAGCUCAACACCAAAAUAUCCAACAUCAGUCCAUUAAAAACUCCAUAACACAGAUCAUUGAAUUUAAUUUAACAGUCAAAGUAAGGGAUGCCCCAAAUGUUGGGCAACCAAAAUAAGUGAAAUGAAGCAAGACAAACUUUUAAAAAGCACAUUUCAAUACAAGAUGACAAAACAAAAUGAAAAAAAAACGUGUUGAUAUUCUGCCUUUGGCCAAGUGUAUAUACUGUAUAUUAUGUUUCAGCUAAGUAUUUUCAUUUCAGUGCAUAUCUACUAGCCUACAAGUAAAAUGUGUGAUCAUUUCAGUGGUUUUUGUUGUUCUAAAUGUUAACUUUGCUUAACUUUAAAUGCUAAAUUAUAUUUAUUAACCUUUGUUGAACAAGUUUAGUGUGGAUAAAAAGCUAUUGAAUAUGUGUAAAAAAUAUGUGUUCAUUUAAUUACGAGAAAAAAAAAGUCGUAGCAUGACAAGAUUAAAGUGAUCAUUUGAGGAGAAUGACAAAAUUCUGAGUAUGAAAUCAUAAUAUAUUAAUAAUGAAAUUUUUGAUGUGAAUGUAUUUGAAAUAUAGUUGUGAACAAGCAGAUCUGUAAAGCAGAUACCAAAUUUGUUCCCUUAUUAAUAAACCAUACUAAA
Messenger RNA from Triplophysa rosa, 4683 nucleotides. Its product is annotated as NACHT, LRR and PYD domains-containing protein 3-like. Bases 652 to 3903 code for a protein of 1083 amino acids. The record is from RefSeq and is a predicted model, not a curated record. Gene Ontology annotation, molecular function: protein binding. The transcript is spliced from 9 exons. Lineage: Eukaryota; Metazoa; Chordata; Actinopteri; Cypriniformes; Nemacheilidae.